Molecule: messenger RNA, 4113 nt
Organism: Metarhizium album ARSEF 1941
Lineage: Eukaryota; Fungi; Ascomycota; Sordariomycetes; Hypocreales; Clavicipitaceae
Product: C2 domain containing protein
Exons: 3
Coding region: 1-4113 (1370 amino acids)
Source: RefSeq, a predicted model, not a curated record
AUGUCCACCUCCUCGCGACGAUCCUUCACACCCAAUCGUCGCGUCAAAAGUAGCAGCAGGGACAUAGCCAGAAGUAGAGCUUCCUCUCGCGCUGCCGCACGCCCCCAGCACUUCGUCGUCGAGCAUGAAGAGGCCAGGAGCUUCGCCCUUCGCACCGCCUACCUUCACUACCUCUUGCAGCCUCGAGCCAAACGCAAGCAGUAUGUUCCCGCACCAAAGCCGCCCUCCCGAUCUCACUCGAGCGUUGGCCAGCUCGUCCAGGAACAUAUUUCGGGAAGCUCAACAAGCUUGAAGCUGCCAAGCAGCUUCCCAACCCAACUUCUCGAUCGUGUUGGCGGCGUCAUACGGGGCAGCGAACCCCUCCCUGGCUUCAGCGAUGCUGCUGUCAAACGAAGCUUCGCCGAGGCGUACACGGCCUUCUCCGAGAAGAACUUUCGCAGAACCAUUGAAAAGGAGAGGAAGUUUGAGCCUCUGGUUCUCAUGUUUUACUCCUCUGCUACCAAGGCGGCCCAAAAGGGCAAAGCCUCCGACGAUGAUUCGUGGAAGUUGCUUCCGGACCGUCACCUGGCAAUGUUUGUGAGGCUUACCACGCAUAUCUUGCGAGAACAGGGACAUGACCGAGACCGUGCCGACUUGCUAUCAAGGCUGGCGUCUUUGGAAAAGAAGCUGUUGACCAAUGACCAAAACUUGGUCGACAGUGCCCAGGACGGCAAGGGCAAAACCAUUGAAGUUGUCGUGCCCCUGACCUACGACGUCAAGGACAUGCCAAUGGUGCAAGUCGUUGCGGGCAUCUUUGGCAUGAGUCUGUCCGAGGUUCAGUCGGAAAUCAAUCAACAUCGCCAAACUUGGACAGAAGAAGCCGCGCUGAAGGAUCUCAAGUCGUAUCAACACAGGCUCAACACUGACAUGCCUGGCGCACUGAGAAGUCAAGACUUUGACCUUGAUGAUGCUUUUGUUGAGUGGAAAAAGUCAGAGUCACCUCAUUUGUCGCAAAUGAUGCUCGACAUCUUGACAGCCAGGCCGGAACUGGCCAAGACUUCGUCAGGUAACUACGAAAAGCAGCCACACAGUCGGCCACAGUCUGUGAUUGGUAAUGACCAGGCCUACGCCGACGUCAGUCGCGCCAUAUCUGCACAAGAUGGCGGAGCAAACGCCUCCGAUGCAGCCGCCAGCCUAGCAAAUCUGUCAAUUGGUAGUGAGACAAGCAGCAUCCGGACCGUUGAAGAGACUAUAUUCACAUUUAUUCCCCCUGAGCCCAGGGAAUUUUACAAAUACAUCCUACAACACGCCGUCACGUUUGAUCAGCUGCAUGCAGAUCCAGCAUUGGAGUACAAACCGCUUUCCAAGCAGUCCGUGGAGCUUUUGACCGAACUCUGUGUCCGUUGGCGCAUCCCACAGUUUUCACGCUUGAUUGCUUUACUGGAAGUGGCCGCUCGCAAGUUCUUGGACCAAGAAAUUGUUCCUGAGGAGCUGGAUGCCAUCUUUGACUUUGUCAAGUCCCCGAUGCCAGAGGUCAGAAAGCCGCCUCACAUCACACAUUACGCUACUCCAUUGAGUGAAAUCGACACUAGUCGGUGGACCAUGCACGAUUUUGCAGUCUACAAACAAACAUUUCACAGCUUACACGAUGCGCUGUUGCGAGAACUGUAUGAUCUCAUGGAGCAGUGUUACGACUCCAAGCCUCCGAACAUUGCAGCCGUCAUGUUCCUACUUGAGAAUCAUAUUGGUAGCGACCCGACCUUCUCUCCGCGGCCCGACGCCUUGGCUGAAUUUUCAGACCAUCUCGCCCAGGGACUGUGCCAAAGAGCAGCUGACGUCUAUCGAGACUACAUGCAAAAGGAUAUACCGGCCCACAAAGAGGAAUGGGACUUUGCCCACGUGAUCCAGUUGGGCAAGUCGGUGACCAAACUCUGCGACCGGAUCCGCAAGCGAUACAAGAACAACAUGGAGAUUAUGGGGGUGAGUCCUCUGUCGAUUCUUGUCCAAGAAGUGUUACCUAGCUUUGAGAAGGACGCUGGGGCUAUUAUCGAGACGAUUAUGAGAGGCGCAGACGAAGCGAGCGAAGAGCUUCCUAUCCGAGAUGGCUUUGACUUGUACAAGGAAUUGGUCGCCAUCCGUCGAAUCCACCUCGAGUCGCUUGGUGAUGUGCCCUUCGAGUUUGACCUCGAAGAUCUUCUUGUAAAUUUUGUAUGGCGCUUCAUCCGCGCGGCAGAGGAGAAAGUCAACGGCUACGUUGACGAGGCCAUCAAGAAAGACGACUUUCGGGUCCGGAGUCAGGGCACAGAGCACAUUCCGCUCGACUCAGAGCGACAUAGUGUGUCCGUGAUUGAUCUUUUCAGAAUCCUGAACCAGACGGUGGACCAAGUGGUCAGCUUGGGAUGGAAUAAUGAUGAACACAAUGCAAGAUUCAUGACAUCUCUGGCGCGGACCGUUGCUACGGCUGUCGGACGAUACUGCGAGGUUGUUGAGCAAAAGUUUGCCAAAGAAAUGGAUCGUCCAUCGGCGGAGGAAAUUGCCGCCCAGAGCAGAACAACGCAGGAGAAGUGGAUGCAAUACGCGAAAGAUGCUUGGAGCAACAAGGAGAAGAUCGAACCUUUUCAAUUUUACCCCGAGUCCUUUGUGAAGCUAAAUAAUGUGGAAUUUGCCAUGCAAGAACUGGACAAGCUGGAGAAGAGCAUGAACUCGGAAGCUUGUGCUACUCUCCUUGAGAAAAUAGACGGCCCUAGGAAGAAGGCUCGCAAACCGAGCAAGUACACCUUUACGGUCAAGGUUGUGGAGGCGGAGGAUCUCAAGGCCUGUGAUCCGAAUGGAUUCAGUGAUCCCUAUGUCGUCUUUGGCGACGAAUAUCAGAAGCGACUACACAAAACGCGCAUCAUUUAUAGGAAUCUCAACCCCCGUUGGGACGAGUCGUUCGAUGUCACGGUUCAGGGACCAGUCAAUGUUAUUGCCACCAUCUGGGACUACGAUACUUUCGGUGAUCACGACUACGUUGGGCGCACGUCACUUAAGCUGGAUCCAGUGCACUUUGGCGACUACCUUCCCCGGGAGUUCUGGCUGGACCUGGAUUCUCAGGGCCGGCUUCUAAUUCGGGUCAGCAUGGAAGGGGAGCGAGAUGACAUUGAGUUCCAUUUUGGCAAGGCCUUUCGCCAUCUCAAAAGAACGGAAAGGGACAUGCUCACGCAACAAAUUAAUGAUACGUUGUCUCUAGAGACGCUACGAAAUCUUCUGGGUAUGGGUGGAAUUGGCGCUUCUGUGACUAGUCUGUGGAAGAAGCGAGCCUCGAUUGCGGUCACGGUCACACCAAGCCAGAUUGAGGGUGCACUCGCUCGUCUCUUUACGUACUUUGACGAGAACUUCGCCAUCAUGAAGCAGACUUUGACCGACGCAACCAUGAUAGCAGUCAUGACCAGGUUGUGGAAGGAAGUUCUCAUGACCAUCGAAAACCUGCUGGUUCCCCCCUUGUCGGAUAAGCCAUCGACCAAGAAGUCCCUGACGAGGAAGGAGUUGGAUGUUGUGUAUUACUGGCUGGAAAUGCUUUUCAACUUCUUCAACGCCAAGGACGAGCAUUCCGGUGAACAGCUGGGUGUGCCUGCCGAGGUGCUCAAAUCGCCUAAGUGGCACGAGCUUGCGUCUCUGAACUUCUUUUACUUUGAGGACAGCAGCAACUUGAUACGGGAGUCAGAACGGAUGGCCUCAGCCACGGCACAGCGAGCACAACAAGCCCUGCUGCAGCAGACACCGCAGCAGAAUCGCAUGUCCGCUCCAGCUAGUUUCGGCGCAUCGUUUGGCGGUGCUGGAGCGUUUGCAAGUAUGGGCACUAUCAGGCGCGGGAAGAGCAUCAUGAUGAAUCGCAACUUGGGCACGAUGCGCAAAGCUAAGGAGGCCAAACGACGCGAGGCUCAGGCCGAUCCCAGCGACGACAUGAUCUUGCGUAUUCUCAGAAUGCGACCCGAAGCGGCGCAGUAUCUGAAGGAGCGGCAUCGCCAACGGGAACGCCAAGCGGCAACGGUUGCAGCGGCGCUAAUUGUCAAGAAUAGUGUCAGCCAGACCUGGCAGACGGGAGGAGCGUUUGGAGCAGGACAUUUUGGAAGAUCCAACCUACCCAGGAGGUAG